GGUUACCAUGACUAGGCCGCAAAGCCUGGAAGGGGGUGGAACGUAGGGACGGGGGAAAAGAGGCUUGCAUUUCCGGUUCCGGUGUCACGGCUGUCCAAUUUGGGAAGGCCCGGGGCUGGAACAAGCUCCGUAAAGGAUGUCCCAUCACUUGAAGUUUGUCGCCCGGACUGUGAUGGUCCCCAAUGGCAAUGUGGAGGUGGCCUAUCGUGUUCUCAACAGGAUCCUGACCAUGGAUGGCAUCAUCGACGAGUCCAAGCGGCGUCGGUAUUACGAGAAGCCGUGCCGCAGGAGGCAGCGGGAGGCAUACGAGGCGUGCCGCAGGAUCUACAAUGCAGAAAUGGCCCGGAAGAUCAGCUUCCUCUCGCGCAAGAAUCGGCAGGACCCUUGGAUGGGUUGCUGAGGUCCAAAAGGGUUUCCGCAGCAAAGACGUAGCAACGCAUUCCUCCGACGGCGUUGUUUCUGAACUCCCUCUGAAUAAGCAGAGAAGGCAGGAGCUGUGCUUCUCCUUUUCAGCAGAUAUAUCUCUAAGACUGGUUCUCCAUUUUUGUGAACAUUCUGAAAAAUUAUGAUGCCGAUAAAUCCUCUUCUAGAGGUCAAUAAAAAGUGGCUUCAGUUUUAAAACGA
This is a messenger RNA of Sceloporus undulatus (fence lizard), 624 nucleotides long. It is a transcript of the gene MRPS21, whose product is annotated as mitochondrial ribosomal protein S21. The transcript is spliced from 3 exons. The record is from RefSeq and is a predicted model, not a curated record. NCBI's taxonomy places the organism in Eukaryota, Metazoa, Chordata, Lepidosauria, Squamata, Phrynosomatidae. Gene Ontology annotation, molecular function: structural constituent of ribosome. Gene Ontology annotation, biological process: translation. Gene Ontology annotation, cellular component: ribosome. Bases 137 to 400 code for a protein of 87 amino acids.